UCUACCACUCCAUCAAUAACAUGACAUGACACAACCCACCACCAACCAACCAUGGCCGCAACAACCGACCUCCUCAUAAUCGGCGCCGGCCCCGCAGGCCUAAUGGCCGCAUCCUGGGCAACCCAAUACCCCAACAUGACGACGCGAAUCAUCGACAAACGGCCCGGUCGAACACCCACGGGACACGCGGACGGACUCCAAAGUCGGAGUUUGGAGAUCCUGGAGAGUUUUGGGAUGGUGGAUGCGAUUGUGCAGAAAGGUGUGCGGCAUGCGGAGAUGUGUUAUUGGGAAUCAAUACACGGGGGGAUUGAGAGGGAGAAGAGGAGUCGGGCGAGGGUGGGGGAUGGGGAGAGGUUUAAUAUGGUGUUGUUGAAUCAGGGGGUGGUGGAGCAGACGGUUUUGGAUUUUUUGAGGAAUGGGGGAGGGGGAAAGGUGGAGGUGGAGUAUGGGGUUAGGGCUGAGGGGUUGGUGGUGAGGGAUGGGGAUGAGUAUCCGGUUGAGGUUGGGGUGAGGAGAGUUGGGGAGGAUGGGGUCAAUGGUGAGAUGGAGGUCAUUCGGGCACGAUAUAUCAUCGGGUGUGAUGGUGCACAUAGCUGGACUCGAGAGCAGCUGAAGGUGCCGGUUCGGGUCUGCUCGGGGGAUUCCACUUGGGGGGUUGUUGAUAUUGUCCCGAUUAGUGAUUUUCCGGACAUUCGUCAAUCCUGUGCGAUACAUUCCGGAGAUUAUGGAAGCAUCAUGACUGCGCCUAGGGAGAAUCGGCUCGUCCGGUUUUACACGUAUCCCAAAGGUGAUGGGAAACUCAAUGUCGAAUGGAGGGAUCGGUCGGAGGUCUCUCUCGAUGAUUUGGUGGAUUCCAUACGAAACGCGAUGAGGCCCUAUAAGUUGACGUAUAAGCACUGCAAUUGGUGGUCGAUUUAUAAGAUAGGGCAGCGGUUGGUUGAGACGUACAGACCACACGAUAGGGUUUUCCUGGCUGGUGAUGCAGCACAUACUCAUUCUCCCAAAGCAGGUCAGGGGAUGAAUGUAUCCAUGCAGGAUACGUAUAACCUGGUGUGGAAGAUAGGAUCAGUCAUCACAGGGACAGCUGCCCCAAGGAUUCUCGACACAUACGAUCUGGAACGACGGCCAGUUGGAGAGGAACUGCUGAGGCUGGAUACCGAGCUGGUAGAGGCAUAUGAACAAGACACAACCACCACAGAAGGGGUGGAACGUGUUCGUGGAAAGUACGUGGAUUUCAUGACGGGGGUGGGAAUCGCCUAUGGUCCGAAUGACCUGAUUACUGGCGAUGAUGGAAAUCAAUCGAUCGCCAGGAAUAUCGAGGUUGGCGUGCGCCUGGCAUCAUAUCCAGUUGUAGCCCAAGCCGAUGGAGUGUGUUUGCAGCUUGCAGGCAGAUUCACGAGCAAUGGUGCUUGGAGGCUGUUGGUAUUCCCUGGCGACUUGCGUCAACCUCACAAUCAGAGAAAUCUGGAUAGCUUUGCCGGCAAGUUCAGCAAUCAGCCUCAUCUGUCACGAUGGCAGAAAGCGCGAGGGUCAGGCCGAUGUUGUCCCCUAGAAAGUAUCCUGGUGCAUUCCAGCCCGAGGACGUCGAUCAACCUCUUGGAUUUGCCGGAUAUGUUUCACCCAUUCGAUGAAAUAUGGGGCUGGGAUUACUCCAGGGUGUUUGCUGACGAUGGAUCAGAGGGCUGGGAUUUAGGCCAUGUCUAUGACGGAUACGGCAUUGAAAGAGAUACCGGAUGUUUGGUUCUCUGUCGUCCUGAUCAGCAUGUUGCGUGGAUAGGUAGCAUGGAGGAGGUGGAAACAUUAGAACAUUUCUUUGCUCGAAUAUCACAAUGA
Messenger RNA from Aspergillus sclerotioniger CBS 115572, 1833 nucleotides. RefSeq lists its product as uncharacterized. The transcript has 6 exons. Bases 52 to 1833 code for a protein of 593 amino acids. The record is from RefSeq and is a predicted model, not a curated record. Gene Ontology annotation, molecular function: FAD binding. Lineage: Eukaryota; Fungi; Ascomycota; Eurotiomycetes; Eurotiales; Aspergillaceae.